AUGGAAGAGGGUGAUCAUAUGGAGUUUUCCGCCAGGGAGAUAGAAGAACUGGAGAAUGAUACAAUCAAUCCUACGAAUUGCAACCACAAACUUGACAAGGAGCACGUCGAAAAGCUUAGGCAGGCCACGUUGCAGGAAAUUGAGGAAAAGGAUAAACUGGUGGAGAAAGGAAUGCGACUGUUCUUCAUGAAUAAGGUAAAGGAUGCAGAAGAUAUUAUGAAUAACAAUGCGCCACUUGAUCCGCUUCAUGCGCUCGGCGCCUGUUGUCUGGCAGCACUGAAAUCUCUGUUGUCGAUGGGCGUGAACGAUACAAAAUAUGCUCUUCAGAAGGCUGAUUUUUCCAUAGCAUUCUCCACUGAAGUUGCCACAAUCCCCAAAGGUUUCUUUGGCUCCGUAACAAACUUGUUUUGGGGAGAAGCUGGGCGGGAAUUUCAACCAGGGAUGUUCCGCGCAAAAACAAUCCGCGCGCAGUCAUUUGCCGUCCGUGGGAUUCUGCUCAUCUCCCAGCAGGGUGAUAUGAUGGCACUUCUCCGCGGUGGCAUGGCCCUGAAGAAUUCCUAUAAGCUUCUGCAGUCGCUGAAACGGGAGCUGGAAGACCUUAAGAAGAAGAAAGAUGCAAAUUCCUACGAGGGUUUGGGAGCCGACCGCAACAGCGUGUACGGUCUUUUGUUGAUGGUGGGAGUUACACAUGUUGUCAUUUCACUCCUCCCGUCACGUGUACUGUCCAUCCUCGGUUUCUUGGGACUCAAAUACGACAGGAAACAUGGUAUGAAAUUCAUCUCUAUGACAUGGGAGAGUCGCACUCUAUUUGCACCCUUUGCUGCUCUGUUUCUUAUGGUCAUCACGAGUUUUGUACCGGGUUUCUGCCCACUUCAUGUCCCCCGGUGGCUUCCCGCUGCUAAAGCUAUUGCUGAGCACACGGUGGAUCAGCCACCAAUGGGUGAGUCUCUAUUGCAUUUAUGGAUCCUCGGCCGUAUUAAGCGCUUGGAGCAAGAUGUUGAAGGGAGUAUGUCCGCAUUGUCCAAAUGCUUGAAAGCCGCGGAGGAGGGACAAGUUGCCAAGUGGAUGCCGCAGUUGCGGGACUUCGCCAUUUAUGAUCAGGGGUGGAAUUUUGUCAUCACCAUGCAGUGGAGGGAAGCCAUUGAAUUAUACAAGAGGCUUGAGGAUCACUCAGCAUGGUCAAAAUUGUUUUAUGGGUACGCGCAGGCGUGUUGUUUUGACAUGUUAGCGCUAGAGGCUGAACAGGCAGGAAAUAAGGAGGGUGUGGCGAAGUAUCAACAGGAAGCAUCGGAGGCAUUAUGGAGGACGGCACACUACAGGAUAAACAUUAUGGGUGGUAGAGCAGUGUCGGUAGAGGAGUUCGUAUCCGUGAGACUGGGGGAAACGUUUAAGCACUGUGGCAUUGAACAUCCCAAUAAAGGCAACAAACGUAUUGUUGAGCCCACACCAUUCCCUUUAGAGGGGCUGAAGCUACGAAACCCUGUACGAGUGGGUGUGAUAGAGCUCCUUGCCCUAUUCGACAUCACGCAUCAGAUGCCGCAGUCUAAUACGGAAAAGUUUCUAGAUAUCAUCGACAGAGUAUCGAAGAAGUGCAGUGAUUCACCUCAAAUAGGUUCCACAGAUGAUGGAAACGGGGCUUGCGGAAAUGAGGCACCAGCAGAGAAGGGUGAUGAAAAGAAUAUUGAAACAUACACGACCAUCGUAUGCGCGGCAGUCAAGGCAAAUUUGUUAUGCAGGAUCGAAUCCAGACGGGAAGAAGCGAGUGCAUGUCUGGAAGGAGCAGUCGCAAUAUCAUCCAAAUACAAGCGGGAAAAGUGCUCAGUUUCCUGGGUGCGGCCUCAAAUGAUAUACGAGCAAGCCGUAUUGGCGUCUGUGGAGGGUGACGAGGGACGGAUGAACAAGUUAUUGGAUAAAGUUAAAGAAAGCAACCACAAACGGCUCUUUCAGAACGUGAUGGAUGUUAAAUUACACCUGACGGAGUAUGGUAAGGAGGCGCCAGUGGUCAGUCACAUCAUUUAG
This is a messenger RNA of Trypanosoma brucei brucei TREU927, 2019 nucleotides long. RefSeq lists its product as hypothetical. The transcript has a single exon. The record is from RefSeq and is a predicted model, not a curated record. The coding region runs from base 1 to 2019 and encodes 672 amino acids. Lineage: Eukaryota; Euglenozoa; Kinetoplastea; Trypanosomatida; Trypanosomatidae.